AUGAGUGAUCACAAUUUGGACGCUGGGUCGAGAAAUGCUGCUUCUGGUUCCCGUCCUGGUACUGGCAUGUCGAGUUCUCGUUUGGGUAGCAGUGCUACGUCCAGCAAACUACAGCGUUUGGCUAUUUACAAGGCUAUUAGUUUGGUCCUGGUCGAACAGUUGCGUACGUCCGAUUCAGACCGCGAAGCUAAUGAAUGGGGAGAUGACGUGGCCUUGAAGAAGCUUCCCACGUUACUUGAGAAAGUUGCCCUACUAUCAUUCUCACGGAUACCAUAUGAGAAGCGGAAGACUUUGGGCACGGCUUUAUCAAGCCUAGAGAAGGAGCUGGCGCCUGAAGAGAGCACCGCCUUCGACGACUUUUCUAACGCCACCUACUCUUCUGCUGAGACCCUUGACUACUAUGCUUACCGGUUGACCGAGCUCCUGGAUAAUAGCGGACUUUCUUUGGAGGGCGACGCAAGAGAUGCCUUACUUGUGGCCAAGUUUAUUGCAUCGUUACCAGCUGGUUUACAACUUGAUCUACGAAAAGCCAGAGAGACCAUCAAGAAUUUACAGCAAGCACUUCGUAUGGCAAAGAGACUACAAGCCAUUCAGCCUGACACUAAGAAGAAAUCGGUGACCCCUGUAACGGUAUCUACGAGUUCAACAACUGCAGCUCCAGAAGUCGAGCCUCAACAACUACCUUCUGUGAAAAUUGGUGAGGCCUCCGAUCCAGAUCCAGCUGUUGCUGCGAUCGCAGAUCUGACAGAGGCUAUACGACAAGAACAGCAUUGGUUAGUUAAUUAUAUAUCUCGUCGAGGGAAAGGUCGCGGUAGCUAUAAUUGGUCUCGCCGUGGACAGAGGUUUGGUCCCCGAAGUAUGCGCUCUUCUAGAUCCUACCCCAGCAAUGGUUAUUACCGUCCUGUCUGUGACUACUGUGGUAUUGCUGGCCACCUAUGGCGUCAGUGUAGGAAACGCCUGAGGGAUGAGGCCGAGCGUCGAGGUGGUAACCGCUUCAGUGGUAAAGGUUUCAGACCUGAUCGUCGAAAACAGCCGUCCAACUAUGAUGACGAUAUCGAUAUGAACAUCAACUAUAUUGAUACUAUGGGAGCCGAUCUGUCGGGAAACGGCAAUGGGGCCGGCUCAGACCGCAUGAUCCAGUCCCAUCUACAGUAA
Perkinsus marinus ATCC 50983 is the source of this 1155-nucleotide messenger RNA. RefSeq lists its product as hypothetical. The transcript has 2 exons. The coding region runs from base 1 to 1155 and encodes 384 amino acids. Lineage: Eukaryota; Perkinsozoa; Perkinsida; Perkinsidae. The record is from RefSeq and is a predicted model, not a curated record.